Molecule: messenger RNA, 283 nt
Organism: Racocetra persica
Lineage: Eukaryota; Fungi; Glomeromycota; Glomeromycetes; Diversisporales; Gigasporaceae
Source: the annotation of a GenBank genome assembly
UACAAACCUAAGAAGAGCUGGGGGUUAUGGAGCACCUGCGGAACAAGUUUGUGCGUCUAGGAUGUUUGAGGUAUCUAUUGGGGAUGAUCAUAAUUGGAGCAAGUGGGUUCAAGCCAAAAUUUUACUCUGGGAAAAUGAUCCUGGUAAUCAAGUUGAAUAUGCCCUUGUUGGUAAUGAUGUUACGGAUAAAUUAGCAUAUGUUCAUGAACCAGGGAAUUCGUUAAAGUUUUUAGAUAUUGGAGAUGAGACCAAACUCACUACAUUUUUGAAUACCUGUCAUUAA